Molecule: messenger RNA, 1496 nt
Organism: Lotus japonicus
Lineage: Eukaryota; Viridiplantae; Streptophyta; Magnoliopsida; Fabales; Fabaceae
Product: receptor like protein 29-like
Exons: 1
Coding region: 1-1395 (464 amino acids)
Molecular function (GO): protein binding
Source: RefSeq, a predicted model, not a curated record
AUGGCUUCUCUGUCUCUUCUUAUUAUUUGGUUCCUUGUGUUUAAUGCUGAAAUGAUGUUAAUAAGAAGCAAUUUACACAGGGGCCACAUGGUAAUGGAAGAGGAGGAAUUGUUGGGAUUGUUUGAAGUGAUGGAUGCUCUUCUAGAAGACCCUGAUUGGGCCCAUGCCCAUCCACAGCCAUGUACAGAAACUCCAUGGUCAGGUAUUGAAUGUGAAGUUAGCAAUAAUCCACCAAUCUUUCAUGUCACAAAGAUUCACAUUGGUCCUGAUAUACUCUUCCCACCUUGCAAAACCUCUGCACACCUCUCAGAGUCCAUGUCAAAACUCAAAUACUUGAAAACCCUUUCAAUUUUGAACUGUUUUGUUGCUUCACCAGUCACUCUACCCAAAACCCUCUUUGGUCCUUUCUCUUCCUUAGAACAUUUAGCUUUGGUGUCUAAUCCAACCCUCUAUGGAGAAAUACCUCCUAGUUUGGGAAAUGUUACUAGUCUUAAGGUUCUGACCCUGUCCCAGAACAGUUUACAGGGAAAAAUCCCAAGCCAAAUUGGUGGUUUGGUUUUUCUGGAGCAACUUGACCUUAGUUAUAACAACUUGAGUGGUCCAAUUCCUAAUGAAAUUGGAGGUAUGAAAAGCAUAACCAUUUUGGACCUAAGUUGUAAUGCAAUUGAAGGGGUUCUUUUUCCUUCCACUCUUGGACAACUUCAACUUCUCCAGAAGAUGGAUUUGCAUUCUAACAGGCUUAUUGGGAACUUACCACCUGAUUUUGGAAAUCUCAAGAGGUUAGUCUUGCUUGAUCUGAGUCAUAAUUUUAUUAGUGGGCCUAUUCCUGAAAACUUGUCAAGUUUGAAACUUUUGGAAUAUUUUCUCAUUGAUGACAACCCCAUUAAAGGAGGGAUACCUCAGUUCAUAGGGAAGCUUAGAAAGCUUAAAUUAGUGAGCUUAUCAGGGUGUGGAUUGAUAGGGGCCAUACCCAAUUUUUUCUCUUCCUUGAUGAACCUUACAGCUAUCUCCUUAGAUAACAACAAUCUCUCUGGACCUGUUCCUCCAAAUUUGGGUUCACUGCCAAACUUGGAUCAACUUAAUAUCAGCCACAACAGGCUAAGAGGUGUUCUGGAGCUUCCUGAAGACUUCAUUGGGAAGUUAGGUAAGAGGUUGGAUUUAAGAGGGAACAGUGAGCUUUGCUUCAGUGAUGAGGCAAGCAGGAAAAAGAACCUCUCUUCAGACUUGGAAAUACCAUAUUGUUUGAACAUGAGAAAGAGCAAUGACAACCCUCUUGAACACCCUUCAGGAACAAAGCCAUCAAGGUAUUAUCAUAGCAACAUGAGUUCAUGUUUGUCAUGGCUGGAUGAUCUACAAGUCAUCUUAUUUGCCUUGGUUUUAAACUUGGUGAUCUGAGUUCUGAAUCUGAAUUUCAUUUUGUAACAAUUGAAAUUGAUUUUACCUAAAUGCUAGACUCAUUCAUAGUGUGCAUGUUCUGAUACAAACAGUGAAGUCAA